This is a messenger RNA of Pistacia vera, 533 nucleotides long. Its product is annotated as O-acyltransferase WSD1-like. The transcript has 2 exons. Bases 123 to 533 code for a protein of 136 amino acids. Gene Ontology annotation, molecular function: diacylglycerol O-acyltransferase activity; long-chain-alcohol O-fatty-acyltransferase activity. Gene Ontology annotation, biological process: triglyceride biosynthetic process. Lineage: Eukaryota; Viridiplantae; Streptophyta; Magnoliopsida; Sapindales; Anacardiaceae. The record is from RefSeq and is a predicted model, not a curated record. Gene Ontology annotation, cellular component: plasma membrane.
CUACAUUGGAUGAGCUGAAAGAACCUGUAAGCCCCACGGGACAAUACUUGAACAGCUCAGCUCUUUCGUUAUCUGUUCUUUGUUUUCUUGAAUCUGAAGUACCAAUUGAUGAUUCUCAAACUAUGUCCUCACUCAAGGAUGUUUUUCUUCCCAUCAACUCACGUUUCUCCUCUGUCAUGGUUGUAGACGAAAAUGGACAGAAACAAUGGAAGAGAGUGGAAGUUACACUGGAAGACCAUGUAAACGUGCCUAUAUUCCCCUCUGGACUUUCACCGGAAUCUUAUGACAACUAUCUUGAUGAAUAUAUUUCCAAAAUAGGAAUGGAAGAGUUCGCAAAAUCUCGACCUUUAUGGGAAAUUCAUAUAUUCAAAUACCCUACUACCACUGCACCCGGUGUUUUAAUAUUCAAACUUCACCAUUCGCUUGGUGAUGGCUUCUCUUUAAUGAGAGCUCUUCUUUCAUGUUUACAAAGAGCUGAUGAUCCUUCUCUUCCUUUUGUUAGAGUUGUCGACUACUUCAGCAUUAAUGAGUAA